Molecule: messenger RNA, 7083 nt
Organism: Castor canadensis (American beaver)
Lineage: Eukaryota; Metazoa; Chordata; Mammalia; Rodentia; Castoridae
Source: RefSeq, a predicted model, not a curated record
GUGAGACAGUCCCAUUGCAAGAGGCCCCUGGGCAUUGCCAUUUUCCUCUUUCCCCUGUCUAGGUUGCCAGCAAAUCUCAAAAGCCCUCUGAGAGACUGAGCCGUGGUUCCCAGGUCCCUCCAGCUCCGGAAAGAUGAAUUCCUAUGUCACCAUGAUGAAGCUGCUGCUGUCUGGGCCCUUGCUGUUCGGUAGGAAAUCAGGGGAGGAAGGGGAAGGGACAUGUGUCUGGGCUUUGUAGAGAAAACUUGGACUGCUCUAAAGAUGCAGCUGGCAUAGCAGGACCCAGGAAUCCUGAGGGGAGGAGGAAGAAAACAGAGAGAAAGAAGCCAGCUCCCAAAGCAUUGGUAGUGUGGACACAAAGACAGAGAGGGGACACAAAGGCAGACAUGAAGCCAGAUAUGGUGAUGCAAGUCCUUUCCCCUUUUCGGGUCUCCCUCCCUUCAAAUGAGCAAAUAAAGGUGCUCACAUCCCUGACAGCCCAGGAUGCCAAGAGUCAGAGGCCUGGAAAGACAGCAGGACCAGGAAGGGCAGUUUGACAUUUUCAGAUGAUGCCCAGGCUGCCUGAGAUAGGGGAUGGAAUGGGGGGAUCUGAGAUCUAAAGGUUCAGGGAGCGUUGCGUCCUUGGUGGCGAGGGGUGAUGGAGCUCGAGAUGAGUGGGGCGCAACCUCAUGGGGAGAGAAAGGGAAACUUGAGCCCCUGGGGCUGAUCAUUUGCCUUCCCAGGGGCCUGGGCCCCCUGACCACGGGAGAAGUGGGUGUGUGAGAUGGUGCAACCUACCUUGGGGCGUCCCCAUCUGGGCUCAUGCCUGAGAACCUGGUCACCCGGGAUCUCAGGGCCCCUUCCGUCAGCUCCUCUCUCACGGCCUCCACCUUCUCAUCCUGCCUUCUUUGCCGAUAGCAAAAGAAAAGUACGUCCUCUUCUUUGGGAAGACCCGCCAGUGCCUGGGGUGGCAGGGAGAGCCACUUCCUAACCCCCAAGGUCAAGGCCCUCGAGGGGAAGUCCAGCCCCUGUCCAGGGCGCAGGGUGUGGGCGGCCUGCUGGGCGUCUGCGGGUUCUGGGAAUCAGGCACGCGGGCAGGGGCCAAUCAGAGCCCGCACUCUCGGUGCGAGGGGGACAUAGGGGUCACGUGCUGCGGGGUCCUGACCGGAAGCAGCUGACCUCCCUCGCCUCUCUCAGCGCUCGCCUGUGGCUACAACCUGGAUGUGCGGCACGUGCAGAGUUUCUCCUUCCCACACGCCGGGAGGCACUUUGGGUACCGUGUCCUACAGGUCGGAAACGGGAGCUCCAGGUGAAGGGAACAGUACUGGAAACCUCUAUCAGUGCCAGCCAGGCCUGGGACACUGCCUACCCGUCAGCCUGAGUGGUUCCAACUAUACCUCAAAGUACUUGGGAAUGACCUUGGUGACAGACCCCACAGGUGGAAACCUUCUGGCCUGUGACCCUGGGCUGUCUCGGACGUGUGACCAGAAUACCUAUCUGAGUGGCCUGUGUUACCUCUUCCCCCAGAACCUGGGGGAACCUGUGCUGCAGGGACGUCCUGGCUAUCAGGAAUGUAUAAAGGGCAAUGUGGACCUGGUGUUUCUGUUUGAUGGCUCACUAAGCUUGCAGCAAAAGGAAUUUGAGAAAAUCCUGGACUUCAUGAAGGAUGUGAUGAGGAAACUCAGCAACUCCUCCUAUCAGUUUGCAGCUGUGCAGUUUUCCUCCUACUACAAGACGGAAUUUACUUUCUUGGAUUACAUUAGACUAAAGGACCCUAAUGUUCUGCUAGCCAACAUAACCCACAUGCGCCUGUUAACCAACACCUUCGGUGCCAUCAACUAUGUUGCAACUCAGGUGUUCCGGAAAGAGCUGGGAGCCCGGCCAGAUGCCACCAAAGUGCUCAUUAUCAUCACCGAUGGGGAGGCCACUGACACUGGCAACAUUGACGCAGCUCAAGACAUCAUCCGUUACAUCAUUGGGAUCGGAAAGUUUUUAAGUACCACACAAAGUCAGGAGACACUCCAUAAAUUUGCCUCAAAACCCACAGAGGAGUUUGUAAAGAUUCUGGACACAUUUGAGAAGCUCAAAGAUCUAUUCACAGAACUGCAAAAGAAGAUCUAUGUCAUUGAGGGCACCAGCAAACAGGACCUGACGUCCUUCAACAUGGAGCUUUCGUCUAGUGGGAUCAGUGCAGACCUCAGCAAGGGCCAUGUGGUCAUAGGCGCAGUUGGAGCCAAGGACUGGGCCGGGGGCUUUCUGGACCUGAAGGCAGACCUGCAGGAUGAGAUCUUUGUUGGCAAUGAACCCCUGACAGCAGAGGCAAGAGCAGGCUAUUUGGGCUACACGGUGAUCUGGCUGUCCUCGCAGGGGCCCACGUCCUUGUUGGCAGCUGGAGCCCCCCGAUACCAGCAUGUAGGGCAAGUACUGCUGUUCCAAGAGCCAAAGGACAGAGGUCACUGGAGCCAGGUCCAGAAAAUAGAUGGAACCCAGAUUGGCUCUUAUUUUGGUGGAGAGCUGUGUGGCAUUGAUGUGGACCAAGAUGGGGAGACAGAGUUGCUACUGAUUGGAGCCCCCCUGUUCUAUGGGGAGCAGAGAGGAGGCCGGGCAUUCAUCUACCAGAGGAAAACGCUGGGGUUUGAGAUGGUCUCAGAACUACAGGGAGAUCCUGGCCACCCCCUUGGACAGUUUGGAGCGGCCAUUACUGCCCUGGCAGACAUCAAUGGGGAUGGACUGAUGGACGUGGCAGUGGGAGCCCCUCUGGAGGCUCAGGGGGCGGUAUACAUCUUCAGUGGACAGAGUGGUGGGCUCAGCCCCCGGCCAAGUCAGAGGAUAGAAGGGUCCCAGGUGUUCUCAGGGAUUCGGUGGUUCGGACGCUCAAUCCAUGGGGUGAAGGACCUUGGAGGGGACGGCCUGGCAGAUGUGGCUGUGGGGGCUGAGGGCCAGGUGCUUGUGCUGAGCUCCCGUCCUGUGGUAGAUGUUGUCACUGAGAUGUCCUUCUCCCCAGCUGAGAUCCCAGUGCAUGAGGUGGAGUGCUCCUACUCAGCCAGUCACAAGACAAAGGAAGGCGUUAACCUUACUGUCUGUUUUCAGAUCAAGCCUCUCAUCCCUCAUUUCCAAGGUCGCCUGCUGGCCAACCUUACCUACACUCUGCAGCUGGAUGGCCAUCGGACCAGGAGCCGGGGACUGUUCCCAGGAGGAAGACACGAGCUCAGUGGGAUCACACCUGUCACCCCAGUCAAGACCUGCAUGAAGUUCUGGUUUAACUUUCCGGUCUGCAUUCAAGACCUCAUCUCCCCCAUCAAUGUCUCCCUGAAUUUCUCUCUUUUGGAGGAAGAAGGGACACCGAGGGACACAAGAGUGCAGGUCAAGGACAUGCCACCCAUUCUGAGACCCUCACUACACUCAGAGACCAAGGAGAUUCCCUUUGAGAAGAACUGUGGAGAGGACAAGAAGUGUGAGGCAAACCUGGGGCUGUCUACCCCUACCAGAUCCACAGUCCUGCCUCUGAAGCCCUCUGCCAGCCUUGAUGUGGAGUGGACACUGAGUAACUCAGGAGAGGAUGCUUACUGGGUCCAGCUGAACCUACAGUUCUCACAGGGACUGUCCUUCCGAAAGGUGGAGAUGCUCAAGCCACACAGCCAGAUGCCUGUGAGCUGUGAGGAACUUCCUGAGGACAAGGGACUCCCCACCAGGACUCUCUUGUGCAAUGUGAGCUCUCCCAUCUUCAAAGCAGGCAGCUCGGUUGGUGUUCACGUGAUGUUUAAUACCCUGCUGAACAGUUCCUGGGAGGACUUUGUCGAUCUGAACGCCUCUGUACACUGUGAGAACGAGGACUCAAGCCUGCUGGAAGACAACUCGGCCACUGCCCGCAUCGCCGUGCAGUACCCCAUCAACAUCCUCCUUGAGGACCAGGAAAAUUCCACACUCUACAUCAGCUUCAACCCCAGAGGUCCCAAGAUCCACCAAGUCCAGCACAUGUACCAGGUGAGGAUCCAGCCUUCUGUCCAUGACCACAACGUGCCUACCCUGGAGGCCUUGAUUGGGGUGCCACAGCCACUCAGCCAUGGGCCUAUCACGCACACAUGGAGGGUGCAGUUGGAGCCUCCUGUCACCUGCCAACAUGAGGACCUGAAGAGGUCACCCAGUGCAGCUGAGCCUUGUCUCCCUGGAUCCCAGUUCCGCUGCCCAGUUGCCUUCAGGCAGGAGAUCAUCGUCCAGGUGUUUGGGACCGUGGAGCUGGUGGGGGAGAUUGAGGCUUCCUCCAUGUUCAGCCUCUGCAGCUCGCUGUCUAUCUCCUUCAACAGCAGCAAGCAUUUCCACCUGUAUGGUAGCAACGCCUCCCUGGCCCAGGUCCUCAUGAAAGUGGAUGUGGUGUACGAGAAGGAGAUGCUGUAUCUCUAUGUGCUGAGUGGCAUCGGGGGACUGCUGCUGCUGCUGGUGAUUUUCCUCGCACUGUACAAGGUGGGCUUUUUCAAGCGAAACCUGAAGGAGAAGAUGGAGGCUGAUGAAGGUGUGCCGAAUGGAAUCCCUGGAGAAGACUGUGGGCCUCUGGCAACAUUUGGGAAGGAGGCCAUGGAUCUGGACUGUCUAGAGCCCCUCCAUGGGAAUGAGGCCCAGGAUGGAUGCAACAAGGACUGAGGCCCAGGCCUGAGGCACAGAGGCUGCAGAAUUGGACUUGAGACCUCUGGGGCCAGUCAGCCUCAGCCUGCAUUUUUUACUGUGUGUCCUCAGGCAAGUGGUCAGUCUCUCUCAGCCUCAGUUUCCCUGUCUUGAGCAUUGAGCUCAUUCCUGCCAACCUCCCCUGCAGGUGUAUAUGAAAAUCUGCUGAGGGAUGAGCCAAAAGGUUACAGAGGUGAGGCCUUGUAAUUACCAAAUGGCCCUGGCUUCCACAGCCUGCCUUGGUUUUCUGCCCAACAGAGAACAUCUGAUCUACGUUUGGAGAAGCCAUGAUCUCAAGACCCAGUGACUCUCUGGCCCUCACAUCUGCCCUUGGAGGUACAAAUGCCUCAGACUCCCAGGUCUGUCCCCACACCAUCUCCUGCCUGGAAUCCACCCCCCAUUCUUCCAGAGAGAGAGCAAAUCCAACAUGCCACUGCAUGGCUACUACAAAUGCCUUCCUCUUUGGUCAAAGACCAAAUUCCUUAAUAAGUUUUCCAAGGCUCUGCAAAAUUGGGUCACCGUAGCUUUCCCCAGCCUCUCCUGGAGAUAUGCUACCUGUCCUAUGGGGGUCCAGUUACUCCAGCCCCUCUCUGGAGCCGUGCUCUUUCCUGUCUCUCUGCAUUUGCCUAGCCAUCUCCUCUGCCCAGAACAUUCCUGUCCCCUCACUCUCUUUUUAUUUUUAUUUUUUAUUAUUCAUAUGUGCAUACAAGGCUUGGGUCAUUUUUCCCCCCUGCCCCCAUCCUGCCUCACUCUCAUUCAGCCUUCAGAUCUCAGUGCACACAUCAUUUCCUCAGGGCAGUCAGAUUCCUACAUUGUCCACACUUACACCAGCCUGCAUUCAUCCCUCAUCCCCCACCCCCAGGCUGCAUAUGUUCACUGUUUAAUGAUUGACUUCAUCUCUGCCUUGCCAACACUGGACUCCAGGAGGGUAGGUUGUAUAUACUUGUCCUGUUCACCCUGGGAUCCCUGGUGACAUCACAUAGUGGUGCACAAUUUAAUUGAAUUGAGGACGGAGCCCGUGGGAGGAUGCAGAAAAGGUUUGGAUGGGCCCCUGGCACCCCGAUCCUCCAAGGCUCAGCCUUCCCAGCCUCUCUUGAGACCUUCACACUUGUUAAGUAUCCCUGGGAGACUGAGCUCAAGGUGGGGACAAGUCUGUUCAUGUGGAACCCCAACACCACGCAUAGGGCCUGUACAUAUUUAUCCAGUAAGUGCGAAAUUCUGUCCAAUUUUGUGAAGUUUUUGUGCUGGUGCAACACCCAGCCUAGUUCGAUGAAAUAAAAUUUCCCUCCCUACCUUUUCACUAAGCGGGACCAAAAUAAUCCCCUUUAUUUCUUCCUCUUUUUUUUAAUUGCCAUGAUGACCCUCAUAUCCUCACACUACAGGCUCAUUCAAAACAGAAACAGAGAAAGACACCAAAUAGGAGAACAGGUUAGGGACAUUUAACAGUUCAUCAGUAUGGGAGUGUAAUGUACAGCAUGCCUGUAAUCCCAGCAUUUGGGAGGUUGAGACAGGAGGAUCAUGAGUUCAGACCAGUUUGGGGUGCAUAAGGGGAUCCUGUCUCAAAAAAGAUGGGAGUCUAAGGAGCUGAGGAUAUGACUUAGUAGUACAGCGCUUUCCUAUCAUGCACAAAGCCCUGGAUUUGAUCCCUGGCACUGGGGGAAAAAAAAAAAGAUGGCAGUAUGGACCCUUCUCAAUCUUUUAUUUAAAGCAUGGAUGGAAGGGGCGUGGCCUUCAGCCCCCCCCAUAGAAAAAAAGAGGGGGGACCAGACACGGAUGUCUACUAGGACCGCCCCCCAGGUAAUAUUUAGUGAUUAAGUUCAGCCCCAAGCCCGGGACUGGAAAGAGAAACUACUGAAGCCGACUCCAUAAGACAGGAGGUGAGAGGCAACCUGUUAGUCCCUCAGGCCCCCUCUGCCUAGAGGGGAGUAUGUGAACAUUCCUGAGCCUGCCAUGCAUGACCCAAGACAGUCAUUCAAAGCCCGCCAGCCUCCCUGGUGCACCAGCCAUUCUGGUUCAGCACCAAGGAACCCUGGGGCUGACUUGUAAGCAAGACAGGAAGGCUGGGCACUGGUGGCUCACGCUUGUAAUCCUAGCUACUUGAGAGGUUGAGAUCGGGAGGAUCACAGCUCCAGGCGAGCCCAGGCAAAUAGUUUGUCCAUCUCUAAAAUAACCAGAGGAAAAUAAAGGGUAUUGCUUAAGUAGUGAAGCAACUGCUUUGCAAGUGUGAAGCCCUGAGUUCAAACCCCAGUCCCACCAAAAAAAAAAGAGGAGGGAAGAAGUGAGUCCAUUUUCCCAGAGGAGAGGCAACAUUUAACUGUCAGGAAUGUUGCAGGACUACUGUCAGCACAUGAAUGAUCUUUAGGUAUCAUGAAAUGUUUCUAAUUCACUCAGGGUUCUCAUUUUUAGAUUUGGAGGGUUUUGUCAUUUUUCCGACAAGGUCUGACA